UCUAUUGAGAAAACCAUUUCCACGCGGUCUGUUUUUGUUUUGAUUUUCUGCAUGUUAAUAAAAUGGAGACCAAUUAUUUUACUGAAUAUGAAAAUUUGGAAAUUCACGAGCUCAUGUUGAAGGAUCGACCUCGCCAAGAGGCAUACUACAAUGCAAUUUUACGAAACCGAGAACUCUUUAAGGACAAGAUAGUAUUGGAUGUGGGUGCUGGAACAGGAAUACUAUCUGCUUUUUGUGCAAAUGCUGGGGCUCGUUUGGUGUAUGCGAUAGAAGCCUCUAACCUGGCCGCCAUCGCAGUGGAAUUAAUUCACGAUAAUAAUCUCACGAGUAUUGUAAAAGUCAUAAAAUGUAAAGUUGAGGAAUUUGAACUUCCUACGAAUGCGGAAAAGGUCGACAUCAUCGUAUCCGAAUGGAUGGGAUUUUAUCUAUUGCACGAGGGAAUGUUGGAUUCGGUACUCUUUGCCAGAGACAAAUUUUUAAAGCCCGACGGCCUAAUGUUUCCUACUGAAUGUACGAUAUUUGUGGCACCCUGUUCCCUGCCAUCGCUUUUCGACUAUUAUAGCAAUGUCGAUGGAGUUAAGAUGGACAAGUUUGCGAGGAAACUUCGCUUGCAGAAAUCUACAAGACCAGAAAUUACACAAUUAAAACCGAAUGAUUUGCUACACGAAGGCGUUGUCUUCCAUUGGAUGAACUUAAUGGACGUAAGUGUUGAUGAACUGGCAGAAAUACAAUUUAAAGAAGUUGUAGCAAUUCAAAAAGCUGGAAAACAUCAAGGAUUUUGCAUUUGGUUUGACGUUCUCUUUCCCGGUGAUGAUUCUGUAGUUCUAAGCACUUCGCCACUAUCCCCAGAAACGCAUUGGAAACAGUGUGUGGUUGUUUUACCCGAAGAUUCGUGUGAAAAUCUGGAAGAAAAGUCACCAAUUGCAUUUCAAAUUAACAUGAAACGUAAUCCAAACGAUGUGCGUAAAUACAAUUUGGAAGUCGAACUACUUGAUGCCAAUUUAGAGGAACAUCCAGUGCCCUGUCCGUGUCAUAUGACCAAAUGUAUUUUAACUGAGGCACAUCUAAAAAUGAUGGACACAUAGUCCUUAUUACAAACAUUAUCCUCCAUCAUAUUGUUUCAAAUAUAAAAAUAUUUUCAUACAAUAAAUAAAAUGUUACUUUUUCUGUGA
Messenger RNA from Drosophila willistoni, 1172 nucleotides. RefSeq names its product protein arginine N-methyltransferase 6 (gene Art8). Gene Ontology annotation, molecular function: protein-arginine N-methyltransferase activity. The record is from RefSeq and is a predicted model, not a curated record. The transcript has 2 exons. Gene Ontology annotation, biological process: peptidyl-arginine methylation. NCBI's taxonomy places the organism in Eukaryota, Metazoa, Arthropoda, Insecta, Diptera, Drosophilidae. The coding region runs from base 63 to 1085 and encodes 340 amino acids. Gene Ontology annotation, cellular component: nucleus.